UAUUGCAGCUGCGGGUGUUGGACGCAACUAGGCGCUAAAAGUUUCUCACAACACGUCAAAUUCACAUUGCAAAGAUCAAAAUAGCAACGCCAGUAAAUAUCGAACGGUCCAUCCUAUCGCUUCAUCCUAUCUCACUGUUAGACACAUCAUGCGGUGAGCUUAUAAAACGAUCGCAUGCAAGUUCAAAUUUUCGCGCGCAUGCUCCUCUCAAAUGCUUGGUCAGGUUGGGUAUCAGCAUUCCCGCGAUACAGUUAAAACGGAGAAAAAAGCGAAAAUGCGACCAACCAAAGCAUAUAGAGUCGCUUGCAAGCUGUAGUGUCGAAAGGAAGAGGAAGCUCUGAACAAGUGUGCAGAUUCGCCAUCUGUCUUUCCUCACAGGUUGCUUCUACAGCUGCGGGUGCGGAUUGCAUCUGUUAUAGUGACAACGGUGGCUUUUAUUAGCAACUCCUGCUCGCCUUACGUCUUCAGCUGUGUAGGAGCGACAGCAGCAUUAGCAAGCGCUAUACCUUUUUGUGCCUCGACGGCCGAUGCCGACUGCUUUGCUUGGGGCUUGCUGGGUCAAAUGCUGAUGAUGAUCGCAGGAGUCGCUGUCGUCGUUGCAUUCGUCUGAGGAAGGAGCUGCAACGCAGCUGAGCCAUUCGCUGCCAGACUGCCCGUGCAUAUAGUAACCAUAGUGAACCUGUUUUCUCGAAAUUACUUAGUUGACGACGAACGGCUGAGGGAAAUGUCUCUCGUGUAAGUGAUGCGAAAUAAGUGGACUUGAAAACAAAUAAACUGGACCAGACAUAGAAGUCAGUUCAACAAGACGGCGGUGUUACCUGAUCUGGCUUGAUUCUACAUACUUAGAUAAAAUGGUUGAAAGAAUUUGAAUCAGUGUAAAGACAUCAGUGCCGUUUGUAAUUGGGGUGGAGCUAUUGGAAAUUGGAGAAACAGUAUUUCCUGUCAGCAAAAGGUUUCUUGCUGUAUACACUGUAGAACGGUAUAUGUCUGCACUGAAAGUUAUCGACCGAGCUAAUUAUCUUGUGUACGAAUGUGUAAAUGGGUUUCACCGGUAUAUAUAAUAAGUAGAGGAAAAUUUUGUGUGAAGGUGACGAAAUUGCCUGCGUGGAAUUGAAGGCGAAGAUAUUAGUGAAAAGCUGAUUUUCAAAUUUAUUUGUGUUAUAAUAGAGAAGUUGGACACCGUUGGUGCAUUUGCAUAUUGAGACUGUUCUGACAGUUUCAAAAGAAACAACUACUGUAGCAGCAAGAACGGAAAAAAAUACAUAGGACUUAAGUUUGUUGGGUGGAUUCGGUAAACGUGUCAGCUGGACCCAGUACCAAAUCAAGGGGUCGUCGGUCUCCGCUCUCGACAAUGGCGGAACCGCGUUCCCGUGUGCUUGUCGACCCUGAAACAGGCAAUGUGCUAAUUGUACAUCGCCGCUCGAUAGGAACCGGAACUAUACUCUUCUUUCUUGCACUAGUCUCUCUUAUAGCCGCAAAAUAUGUGGAUGAUGGCAACUAUAGGGAGGCUUUCUACUCGUUCGGGGCCCUGUGCUGCUUACUAUUGAUGGGCGUUCUUAUUUGGCGAUGUUGUUGUUGUUGUUGCCACCCCAAACAUCGCACACCUGGUUACGUCGUUGUCGGCGGUCCUCAAAGUCACGCAGGAGCCCCGAUACAGCCGCAAGUCAAUGUCACCCCUAAUCCGGGUUACCCCGUGGCUGCUGCGGUACAGCCCGUCCUAACGAGUUAUGCAACGCCUGGAGUAGGCACGUUUGCGGCGCCACCUUUCGUUGCUGGUAUCGCUCCGCAGCCGGCAUACAACCCAAAUAUGCCCCCGACGCAGGUUCAAUCACAACAACAGCGCAGCGGUAAUCUGCAAGAAGCAUCCGCUCCUCUCUGUGAUGCGCCCCCCUCGUACGAUGAAGCUACGGCCAUCCCUCACAAACAAUGAAAUUUAUGCACGGAUUCGAUUUUGCAAAGAAGUAGAGACAUAACCAAAUAUCUAAGUUUACCUAUUCAACCUCAAGUAAUCAGUCCGCUCAGAAACGUAAGAAAUGCCGCUGGGUAUAAAUGCGGCGAUAAUACGACGAAGUAUGCUUCCACGCGCUUUCAGAGAGUAGUCUAAAGUUUUUUCAGCGAGGGAAAAAGCUGCCUACAACGCCUUGGGAUUGCGUCACCGAUGUUACAAUCCGGCGGCUCAGUUUAGGCAACACGAAUGCAAAUGCUCAAGUGCGACCACCUCCUGUUUGUCCACGCUCAGUAUUAAAUCGCGCGGCAAAGGCAGGAGCCAGUUUUAGAGUCACUCUCAGCUACCAGGCAAGCGGCGUCACCGUCAUAGCGGCUAAUUAGGACAGCUAGGGGUAUCUCUAUGAUGCGUAGCUAUCGAAGGGUGAGAAAUUCACGAGCGUGAUCAGACUAGUUUGUAUAUUUUGCUCAAGUUCUUUCUCUAUUAAAGCAUUACGAAACCAAUGAACGGUAGAAAAUAAACGACUACUCGAAAUCUUACUUCAGAACGCAUUUAUGAGGACGGCACCUCUUGAUGCCACAAGAGAAUUAUGUAAUUUACUAAUUAACCACUUGUUCGCCCUAAGUGGCCUAUAUAUACAUUACUACUUUUCUAUCAAAGUUCCAGGUUAGCAGAGGUUUAAUUAUUCCAGCGUUCAUUUAUUUAGUGACGGGAAUAACAUACUUUCAGUGGGAGACACGCUGACUAUGUGCUUUGUACGUAGACUAUCUUAAAAUCACCGCUACGGUCGCUUAUAGUGAUGGAUGAAAGCUUAACAGAAGGAGGUUGAAGUUGUGAGGAAUCGAAUAUACCAAUACGAAUGACUUUUGGUAUGGCUUUGAAUCUUACUACUUAGCAGACAGAGCUCCACGUGUACACAGCUGUACCUCGCAUUUUUAGUCAGUAUUCAUAAUUAUAUAUAUAUAUGUGCGUGUCUGAUCUAGUUUUUGAAUGUAACAUUAUUGAAUAUAAGAAAACAACAGUGAUUUUAGCGGUGUCCAAUCUGUUAAUGAAUUUGUAGCAAGGGGUAAACCACGCAAGCUAGCUGUAUGAAGCGACAAAUGAAACAGUCCGGCCCUAUCAACUCUUGUAUAAAGAUUACUUGGUGUACAUACGCCGACAUGUACGGUGGUAUUGUUCUGUCGAACAGUUCUUCUAUACCAGUUAUCUGUCUGUCUGUUAACCAAGAACUGGCUGUAUAUUCGUACUCCAAACAUUACAGGCGAGUAAAAUUGGAGUGAAGCAACUGCGCCAUCUCUACCUGAGCUAGUAAAUUAUUCAAGCAAAUAAAGAUUGAGCCGAAUUAGCUUUCAUUAAUUCAAAUCUCAAGGUGGCAGAUUAUGCAAAUUUUAAUCUCAACGUGUAUCUACACGGCGUGCAAAGCAAAAUAAAUAGUAUAUAUAUACGCUUGCAAAACUUAAUAGUGAUAUAAAGGAUAUAGCAGCUGAUAGCUAGACGCGUCUCAAAUAUCAGCACAAAAACCACGUAGAUAUUAGAUAUAAUAAUCAUAUUUUAUUAAAGAAUCGUAUAGCCUAUCUGCUCUUUGUUGCAGAUUGACUACCUCCCGCGACACUUACUAAUCCGCUUUAAGUUCCAAAAACACAAAGAACUAAAGAAACACAGGAUCUCCCCCUUAUCUAUGUAGAGACACUGAAGAACAGCGGUUGCGAACUUCUCGAUAACUAACGAAUAAUCUCCUAUUAAAAUGCGGCAAGACUUUUUGAAAAAUUACUUAUUUUGAAAAAUUUAGUCAAAUAAAUCAUAUAGUACGACAUAGUUGACUUUAGAGGUGAUUCUCGCAGCCAUACAUGUGAACAAAUACUGUGUGGAUAGGCGGCAAAAGAAUGUUAAAAAUCGUCUCAGUAUAACUUGAUCAUAAAGGAGCUAUGUCUGCAAGCGGCGUAAAACAAAGCAACGCUGUAGGAAUGAAAGUUUUCUUUGUUGCCGAGGUCAAAAGGAGGGCAAAAGCUUUUUACAAGAAACUGCAAAUACUAAACGACCAUAGGCAGAUGUGUACAGUGGAUACCCAUGGGUACAAUUGUUCGCAGUAAUAACGACCAACAACGAUUUACAGUAACUCAAUCGAAAUUAGGUUUGAGAUUUUCGGAAGGGUUGUGCGUAAAACCUAUUGAGUAUAAUGCGUAAUCAGGAAUGGAGCGAAUUGGUGGUAUCAUACGUAAGUUGUGCCGUUAUUAUGUCGUAAAAAGGCUCUUAAUUCAUGAGCCUUGUAAGAGCUUCGUAAGCAGGUUGGCGAUACUAAAAUAUUCAAUCCGUUAUGAGUAAUAGCCAAUAAAGAAAUCAAUGACAUAAGAAAAACUUAAACGAAUUCGAGUGAAUAUAGUAAAGGUGAUCGUUUUUCAGAUUAGCUCACAUUGACUUCGCCGCAAUUUGAACUCACUGGAAAAGAGUAGCUAGGUUACUUCAGUACUAUCUAAACACCAUAAGCAGUAGCGAUUAAACGACCGAGAAAAUUGCUUAGUUAGCCAUUUACUUGCAAAUUUAUGAGCCUAUCAAACAUAAUGACUACCAUUCUCACACAUAUUUAUACGUUACCAUUUAAAUCUUUCUUAAAUACGCAGUCCUUCUAAAACAUGAAUUUUAACAACAAACGGACGAACAGCAACAAAAUUGAACGUGAGAAAUGCGGUAAGGCACGCCGUAACCUCCUAUUGCGACAUUGAAGAUUGCAGGAAAUAAGCUUUAUCAGAUAUAUAGAUAAUCUUUAUUGAAAUAUAUUCAAUAUGAAUGAAAAAAUGGCCGGAAGUGAUGGCAAAGAUAAUGUAGCAUAUGUAUGUGGAUUGAAAAAAAUGUUUUAGAGGGUUUUAGAAGGUGGGACACUGGGUUGUCUACAAAUAUGAGUGUAGUUCGACCACAAGAACAGUUUAACAGGUAUAUAACUAUAAGCCAUAAAUACAUGCGCUUAAGUAAUGGGACGUGGUUGAAGGGGGCAGGGGUUAGGAGAACGGCGGGAAUGGUAACAACGACUGCUAUAGUCUUGCGAAUGCAGCCAUAUGUUCUGUAAUAUAAAUACAUUUAAUGAAAAAAAAAACAAAUAAAAAUGUUUAGACAAUAUCUCUUUCACUCUAUAAAUAGGUAGUGAUACUUACAUCGAAAAGUUACACUAGACGCGAAACUCACACUUAUUAAUUACUAAAGUGUUAGAUGUCGACAAUUCGCUUCGCAAUAUUUAGCGAUCCGCGCUGAAUUAACGCGCUGUAUUGGAGUUCAUAUCUAUGAGCGUUACAUAUCUAUGAGGAACUCAUAACAAAAACAUGCAAAAAAACUCUGUACCAUUAAGUAGUCACAGCUUUUAUAUUAACAAUAUAAUUAUCGUACAUUUUGUUUAACUAGCAUAUAUACUCUGACAACGACGGCUUUUAAAAACAACUGCUGAGAAAUGCCUCCUUAGAGGGCUUUUAUAAUGUCUCAGGGUGCGCUAAAUGUUCGAGCAGUUUCGGAUCGCUUCUCAUGUUAGGACUAUUCAUCAUAAAUGGUAUUAUUACUACGGGAGUGUUAUCUUCAACAGAGAUGUCCGUCAGUAGAUUCUUGUUCAAAGUAAACGUUACGUGGGCCUAUUUUUAAUUUGGUAGGCAAAUUCAAGUCGAAAUCCCUACGCUUGAUACUUCUUACGAAUAUCGAUUCUGAUUAUUAGCAUUGUUUUUUUUCAUUUUUCCUAGUAAAAUUUCAGAAUUAUGAAUUUCAGAUGAAUUCAGAUUAAUCCAUUCGAUCUAAUGCUUGAUCUCGCUUAUUAGGGUGAUCAGUGUUAGUUCUUGUUACUCGAAGUUGCACGUACCGUCGGAACGCAUAAGAGUAAACGGCUUUUUGUUUCUAUUGAAAAUUGCAUUUGCGUGUGUUUUUAUAUAAAUGACUUUAAAUACAAUGCUGUGUCAGCAUUCGCAUGGUACCACUAAUGAAUGUAAGAUUCAAGCCGCCAAGAAAGCGGGUAUUGUGUAUUUUUUUAAGCCUCGGAUCAACCACAGACUUCCUGUUACUAGAUAAUUUAGAGAAAUUAAUGUCUCAAUUUUUUUUGUUAGACGGCUGACUACUGGUUCGCUUGGAACAAAUACAAAUGCUCCGACCGCUCUAUUUCUAUCAUGAAUCCAAUAAAGGAAUCAAUAUUGGCGUUAGAUAAGCAAAGAAUUUCCAGCAGAUACGCUUAUUGCUCUCAUAGUACAUCUAUAAUUUACCUGAAGAUGUUUGUUUCUUGAUCUUCCUUCUGUGGCUUU
This is a messenger RNA of Varroa destructor (honeybee mite), 6210 nucleotides long. RefSeq lists its product as uncharacterized. The record is from RefSeq and is a predicted model, not a curated record. Lineage: Eukaryota; Metazoa; Arthropoda; Arachnida; Mesostigmata; Varroidae.